Nomascus leucogenys (northern white-cheeked gibbon) is the source of this 1931-nucleotide messenger RNA. Its product is annotated as ubiquitin carboxyl-terminal hydrolase 32-like. Gene Ontology annotation, cellular component: Golgi apparatus. Lineage: Eukaryota; Metazoa; Chordata; Mammalia; Primates; Hylobatidae. Gene Ontology annotation, molecular function: cysteine-type deubiquitinase activity. The record is from RefSeq and is a predicted model, not a curated record. Gene Ontology annotation, biological process: protein deubiquitination.
AUGGCUGCUGUGCAAGUUGCUUGCUGGUUGCUUUCCGGGCAGCCGCGGGAGGCACCGCGAGAAUGAAUCCCUGAGCGAGGCAGUGGGUUUCGCCGCUUGUCUUCCAGGCUCUGUGCCCUGCGCCCGGAUGACAGCAGCUCCGCCCGCACCGAGAUCCACCUGCUCUUCGAUCGGCUCAUCUCCGAGAACUACAGCGAGAGCGGUGGCGUGGCCCCGGAGAUGAGGACAGAACAGUGUUUCCUGUCAUCUCAGGAGAAUCACCCCAGCCUCUUUGGAAUGCCAUUGAUUGUUCCAUGUACUGUGCAUACCCGGAAGAAAGACCUACAUGAUGCGGUUUGGAUUCAAGUAUCCUGGUUAGCGAGCCCACUCCCACCUCAGGAAGCUAGUAAUCAUGCCCAGGAUUGUGAUGACAGUAUGGGCUAUCAAUAUCCAUUCACUCUACGAGUUGUGCUGAAAGAUGGGAACUCCUGUGCUUGGUGCCCAUGGUCUAGAUUUUGCAGAGGCUGUAAAAUUGAUUGUGGGGAAGACAGAGCUUUCAUUGGAAAUGCCUAUAUUGCUGUGGAUUGGGACCCCACAGCCCUUCACCUUCGCUAUCAAACAUGCCAGGAAAGGGUUGUAGAUGAGCAUGAGAGUGUGGAGCAGAGUCGGCGAGUGCAAGCCGAGCCCAUCAACCUGGACAGAUGUCUCCGUGCUUUCACCAGUGAGGAAGAGCUAGGGGAAAAUGAGAUGUACUACUGUUCCAAGUGUAAGACCCACUGCUUAGCAACAAAGAAGCUGGAUCUCUGGAGGCUUCCACCCUUCCUGAUUAUUCACCUUAAGUGAUUUCAAUUUGUAAAUGAUCAGUGGAUAAAAUCAUAGAAAAUUGUCAAAUUUCCUCGGGAAAGUUUUGAUCCAAGUGCUUUUUUGGUACCACGAGACCCGGCUCUCUGCCAGCGUAAACCACUCACACCCCAGAGGGAUGAGCUCUCCAAGCCCAGGAUUCUGGCAAGAGAGGUGAAGAAAGUGGAUGCGCAGCGUUCGGCUGGGGAAGAGGAUGUGCUCCUGAGCAAAAGCCCAUCCUCACUCAGCGCUAACAGCAGCAGCAGCCCGAAAGGUUCUCCUUCUUCAUCAAGAAAUAGUGGAACCAGCUGUCUCAGCAAAAACAGCAGCCCUAAUAGCAGCCCACCAACUUUGGGGAGGAGCAAAGGGAGGCUCCGGCUGCCCCAGACUGGCAGCAAAAAUAAACUGUCAAGUAGUAAGAAGAACUUGGAUGCCAGCAAAGAGAAUGGGGCUGGGCAGAUCUGUGAGCUGGCCGAUGCCUUAAGCCAAGGGCAUAUGCGGGGGGGCAGCCAACCAGAGCUGGUCACUCCUCAGGACCACGAGGUAGCUUUGGCCAAUGGAUUCCUUUAUGAGCAAGAAGCAUGUGGCAAUGGCUACAGCAGUGUUCAACUUGGGAACCACAGUGAAGAAGACAGCACUGAUGACCAAAGAGAAGACACUUAUAUUAAGCCUAUUUAUAAUCUAUAUGCAAUUUCGUGCCAUUCAGGAAUUCUGGAUGGGGGCCAUUAUGUCACUUAUGCCAAAAACCCAAACUGCAAGUGGUACUAUUACAAUGACAGCAGCUGUAAGGAACUUCACCCUGAUGAAAUUGACACCGACUCUGCCUACAUUCUUUUCUAUGAGCAGCAGGGGAUAGACUAUGCACAAUUUCUGCCAAAGAUUGAUGGCAAAAAGAUGGCAGACACAAGCAGUAUGGAUGAAGACUUUGAGUGUGAUUACGAAAAGUACUGUAUGGUACAGUAAAGCUACCACUGUGGCUGCUAGACAGCUUGGUGGUGAGGGAGAUGACUCCUUGUAGCUGAUAGUUGGCAAAAGCAUCACUGAAAGGCAAGCUAAAUGUAGUUAUUUUAUCCUGUUAGAAUAAAAAUUCUAAUUAAAAUAGUUAACUUUAA